This is a messenger RNA of Electrophorus electricus (electric eel), 5055 nucleotides long. It is a transcript of the gene sema6a, whose product is annotated as sema domain, transmembrane domain (TM), and cytoplasmic domain, (semaphorin) 6A. Gene Ontology annotation, biological process: semaphorin-plexin signaling pathway; positive regulation of neuron migration; axon guidance. The record is from RefSeq and is a predicted model, not a curated record. Gene Ontology annotation, cellular component: plasma membrane. Lineage: Eukaryota; Metazoa; Chordata; Actinopteri; Gymnotiformes; Gymnotidae. Gene Ontology annotation, molecular function: chemorepellent activity; semaphorin receptor binding.
UAAUUAACUGAAAAGCAAACACCAGAAAAAAAAACAGACACUUUAGAUGCGCAUUAUAACUUGACAGUUUUGUGGGGGGUUAGGCUACAAAAACGAUGCGCGAAACACAGCCUCGCCGGUGGAGACGCUGGACAGCGCGUUCCGUUGACAGCACCGCUAUUAGACAAAAGAUCCCGAUCCAUCCGCCAGGCUCCAGUCUUCGGUUUAGCUCCUCCCGGUAUGUAGUGACAGCUGAGAUAGCUGUGUACUAGUAAGGAGGCUUCAUCUCCAAAUAGGAUGACCAGCCGCUUUUGUGGAGGUUUCGCGCUUUGGAGCUGCGCAUGGUUCGCCGUUAGUUCUUGGACCUCACUUUUAUUCUUUUACAGUCGUGUCCACGGAUUGCUUUGAUACUGUCGGAUCUCGACUGGAUUUCCAAUGGAUAUUCCGAUUUAAAGAGGGGCGCGCUAACACGGCUGAAGUAAAGAAGUAAUCAAGAGCCAGUAGGCAGUGCAACAAUGAGAUCGGAGGCCUUGGUGCUGUAUUUCACCCUGCUGCAGCUCGCUGGGGCCGGCUUCCCAGAGGACUCCGAGCCAAUCAGCAUUUCACAUGGCAACUAUACAAAGCAUUACCCCGUAUUCGUUGGACACAAACCAGCAAGGAACAAUACACAACGGCACAAACUGGACAUCCAACUAAUCGCCAUAACGAACCGGACUCUGUACGUGGCCGCCAGGGAUCACAUAUAUACUGUGGACAUCGAAAUAACCGGUGCAGCAGAGGAGAUCUUUUUCAGCAAGAAACUGACGUGGAAAUCGAGGCAAGGUGACGUGGACACCUGCAGAAUGAAAGGGAAACAUAAGGAUGAAUGCCACAAUUUCAUUAAGGUCCUUCUCCAGCAGAACGACGACACCUUGUUUGUGUGUGGGACCAACGCGUUUAACCCUUCCUGUCGAACCUACAAGACGGACAGCCUGGAAGCCGAUGGAGAGGAGAUCAGCGGAAUGGCCCGAUGUCCUUAUGACGCCAAACAUGCCAAUGUGGCCUUGUUUGCUGAUGGAAAGUUGUACUCGGCCACGGUCACGGACUUUCUGGCCAUCGACGCUGUCAUCUACCGCAGCCUGGGAGACAGCCCGACGCUGCGCACCGUCAAACAUGAUUCAAAGUGGCUGAAAGAGCCUUACUUUGUCCAGGCAGUGGACUAUGAGGACUUCAUUUACUUCUUCUUUCGGGAAAUUGCCAUGGAAUACAACAGCAUGGGAAAGGUGGUGUUCCCGCGGGUGGCGCGUGUCUGCAAGAACGACCGGGGCGGCUCUCAGCGUGUGCUGGAGAAGCAGUGGACGUCCUUCCUGAAGGCGCGCCUCAACUGCUCCAUCCCGGGAGACUCGCACUUCUACUUUAACAUCCUGCAGGCUGUCACCGGCGUCAUCCACGUCGAUGGCCACCACAUCGUCAUGGCUACCUUCUCCACGCCGUACAACAGCAUUCCAGGCUCGGCUGUGUGCGCCUAUGACAUGGCCGACAUCGCCGCGGCAUUCACGGGACGCUUCAAGGAGCAGAAGUCACCCGACUCCACCUGGACGCCCGUGCCUGAGGAGAGGGUGCCCAGACCCAGGCCUGGCUGCUGCGCUGGAACAUCAUCAGCAGAGAGGUACAAAGUGUCCAAUGAAUUCCCAGACGACACUCUGAACUUCAUCAAGAUGCACCCCCUGAUGGACGAGGCAGUGCCCUCCAUUGCCCACCGGCCCUGGUUCCUCAAGACCAUGGUCCGAUAUCGGCUCACUCGCAUAGCGGUGGAUAAUGCCGCCGGGCCGCAUGGCAACUACACCGUCGUCUUCCUGGGCUCAGAGAGGGGCAUCAUCCUCAAGUUCCUGGCCAAAAUGAAGAGCGGCUUCCUGAACGACAGUCUCUUCCUGGAGGAGCUGAGCGUCUACAACCCGGAGAAGUGCAGCGUGGACGGCGUGGAAGACAAGCGCAUCGUUAGCAUGCAGAUCGACAGCAGGAGCCACUCCCUCUUCGUGGCGUUCACUUCCUGCGUGGUCAAGGUGCCGCUGUCGCGCUGCGAGCGACACGGGAAGUGCAAGAAGUCUUGCAUCGCUGCCAGGGACCCGUACUGCGGCUGGGUGUCGGAUGGGGCCUGUCGGGAAGUCGUCUCCAGUUCAAAAUGGUCGUUCGAGCAGGACGUGGAGCACGGCAACACAGAUGGACUGGGAGACUGCCAAAACUCCUUCGUGGCUUUAAACGGCCGUUCCACGUCCGCCUCCCACAGCACCACGCAGCCUCCCGCCAACGGGCCGCUGGGAAGGGGCCACACGCUGGAGCCCAAGGAGCCCCCGCUAACCGUCGAUAAGAGGGACCCUUAUAUCGCGGUUCCCCCUCUAACCCAGCAGGAGUCCACAGGAGUGAUUCGUGAGAGUUUCCAGAAAGGCCGGGAUCAGAUGGUUCCCAUCACUCUGCUGGCCAUUGCUGUCAUUCUGGCUUUCGUCAUGGGUGCCAUCUUCUCAGGCAUCAUUGUAUACUGCGUUUGCGAUCACCGGCGGCGGGACUUCGAGCUCUCCGGCCGCAAAGACAAAGAGUCAACAAACUCCAGGCGAGGCUCGAUGAACAGUGUCACCAAACUGACAGGGCUCUUCGAGACGCAGGCCAAAGACGGCCGGCCCGAGGCCAUCCUCACGCCCCUUAUGCACAACGGCCGGCUGACUAGCAGCAAGAUGCUCAUCAAAGCCGACCAGCACCAGGUGGACCUGACGGCGCUGCCCACGCCUGAGUCCACGCCCAUGCAACCACGUCGCAAGCCCAGCCGGGGCAGCCGCGACUGGGAGAGGAACCAGAACCUGAUCAACGCCUGCACCAAAGACAUGCCCCCUAUGGGCUCACCGGUCAUCCCCACGGACCUGCCGCUGAGGGCCUCGCCGGGACACAUCCCCAGCGUGGUGGUGCUUCCCUUGCCUCAGCACCAGCAAGCCUACCAGCACGAGUAUGUGGAGCAGCUGCACCGCAGCGAGCCACCCGACGACCCCGCCGCCACUCUGGAGUACAAAACCGUGAAGAGUCCCUGCCACGGCUUGAGCACGGCCGACAGUGAGGGCAUGCCGCCCCGCGUGCCCCAGCGGGAGGCCUCGCUGGCCGCCGUGUUGCCACCUGCCGUGCCCCAGAUGGGCAAGCGGCUGGACGUGUACGGCCGCGCCUACUCCGCGGGCUCCAGCAAGGCCCUUGGCCUGAAGAAGCAGCACAACACCAACUCCUCCAACUCCUCCCACCUAGCGAGGAGCCACGGCUACGGCCGUGCCGAGACGCCGCCGCCGGCUCCACAGAGGGUGGACUCCAUACACGUCACUGGCCCUCCGGCGGUGGGCCUCGCGCGGCACCCCAGCCUGACCUCAUACAGUUCGCUGCCACGCUGCAGCUCCAGGCACCUCAAACCCGACGUCCCACCCAAACCCUCGCAGGUCUCCCUCUCCACGAAAGUCAAGUCCGGCGAGUCUUACACAUAAUAGGCACGAAGAAAACGGAGGACACACAAAAGUGCAUCUGCAUUGUACAGCUGUGUACAGGAAAUGCAACUCACUGUUGUUGUUUUUUUUUUUAAGAAAAAAGAAAACAAGAAAACAACAUUUUUCAUGUAUGUACGUGUUGAGCUCAGGCUGUUGACUUCCUGUUCCUGGAUGGUGAAAGAUGGAACACCUGCUACUGAGAAGAGAAGAACUCUCUUGAAUCUUUCAUCAAUGAGCCACAUGUCACUCCGUAGCGUUCUUUUUUUUUUUCGAAUCCUUUUCUCUUUCUUUUUCUUCCCGAGAUGAUAGUAUGUCAGGCUGAGGACACAGCCACGACGCAGCUCAUGUUUUGUUUUCUUAACAGACUGCCAAAAGCACAUCGCGGAGAGGAGAGUAAUUGUAUAGUUCUGAAGCUGGGAUAUGCCCCAGUUAAAAAAGCACUUGGACAGAAGCUCAGACUGGUUUACAACAGCUGGUUUACAAUGGAAAACUGUGAAAUUAAGAAUAAGAAAAAAAAAAAGAUUAAAUGCCUCCCUUAGUGUUGCAGCUACUGGACACAGCAAUCAAGUAAUGCCUUUAGCGAGGUCUGCAAAAUCGUCUACUGUAACUGGUGACUGAAUAACCCGUGACUGUUAGUACUAAUAGCUGGUUGUAUUUAUUUUUUAAUAAAGUGCUUUCAAAGAAAGACGGACUCUUUUUAGGCUCAGAGAGAGAGAGACAGAAAGAUCUUUUUAAUUUUAAUUAAUCAUGUGUGAAAUUAUUUAAAGUCAUUCAACUGGAGCCAGUACAACCUUUUCUCGUUAGAAAAGAAAAAAAAACAAAACUAUCCUCUAACUUUUUUUGAACAUUGCUAGGUGAACAUGGAGGGUAUUAAAGCCUUUGCAUGGAAGAGAUAUUUACUGAACAGUGCCGGGAGAGCUCGGGAAGGGUUUGGACCGAGCGGUAUCCCAGGAAGAAAUGGAUAGAAAAGGAAAAGCAGGAAAAGGGGGAAACAUAUCCUCAAACUGGAACUCCUGACUCGAUAACCUCAGCUCUCUGCUGGCAUCUACAUUCAGCACUGUGGAUCAUGUCAGUACCCUCUGUUCUGAAUGCCCAUAGCUCCGUCGAGUGCCAUUCCGGUUCACGUUCGUGCAUGAAAGUGCGCAAAGACUGAGGAGAAGGAGAACGACGAACAGCAACCUACUACCCACCCCGAUAAUCCGCGCGGUGAGACAAACGUGUGGUUGCCGAUGCUCAGCCAGCAUGUGGGAAGCGUUUUGGGUUAGGGGUUUUGUUUUUUUUCGUUUGUUUGUUUGUAUGUUUUUGUUUAUUUUUUUCCCCUCCAUUUGGCCUGUAUCAAAACGUAUGAUUUUUUUUUUGCCCCAUCUUCACAUGGGCCCUUUUAUGGAACUACAACUGUUUGGUAGCCUUUGUUUUUCUUCCACGUGUAAAUUUGUGCCUUACACCCCUCAGUAGUGACGAGUUUGUUAGCUGUUAACUGUUACCUAGUGGUUCUUAUGAUUACAUAUUUCCCUCAUUUGAUGAGAAGCAAUUAAAGAAUGUAGGUGUUCUUGUUGUUAAUUCGGGUCCCUUUGGAAACAUUGGG